UUGGAUUAGCAUUUGCAAAAUUUCAAUGUUGAUUUUUUGAUUUUAAUCUGAGCUAUAAUGUGCAUUUGCUCAACUCGUGUACUCAAAAUCGUUCUUUUGGCAUUCAUACAUCUUGCCGCAGGAUUUAAUGCCGCACAAAUAGCAAAAGAUAUUACUUUGCUGGAUAAACUGGUGGGUCACCAUCAUGUUAUACUUACUAUAAGUCUAGCACUAUGUGUUGUUAUACUAGUUGUUCUCAUAGUUGCCAUAUUUGCUGCGAUUUGUCAUCAUAUAUUGGCUUUAAACGUGACGCUUGUUUUCUUGAUUUUUAAGUGUGUAGCAAAGGGUAUUAUCGUAAUCGUUUGUACUUUAACCGCAGAAACAGGUAUUGAAAAUACUGCCGCCCAUUUAUGGUUCUUUCUAUGCUGGAAAUUCACGUGUUGCUGUAUGAUCUUUAAUCUAUUCUUUUAUAUACGGCUAACGGAGAAUUCAAGACAAGCUGACUAAUUCUUAUAAAGAGUAUUG
Messenger RNA from Drosophila mauritiana, 504 nucleotides. RefSeq lists its product as uncharacterized. NCBI's taxonomy places the organism in Eukaryota, Metazoa, Arthropoda, Insecta, Diptera, Drosophilidae. The record is from RefSeq and is a predicted model, not a curated record. Bases 58 to 486 code for a protein of 142 amino acids. The transcript has 4 exons.